AGAUUGACUAACAAUUAGAGAUAUUUUUUAUUUCGUGCGGAUGAUUAAACUAUAGUAAUUGGUUAGCUAUUUUCAUAUGUAACAUCCAAGAACGAACAGAAAUUAGUUUUAGUUUAAUUAACAUUCCAACGACAAGUUAUUAUGUACUCUACGAACAGUGAAUUGAUAGAGGAUCUUGAUGCUGUGAAGAGAAAUCUAUUCUCAUUUCUGAAGGGGGAGACUGAUUUGGAGCGUGAACUGGAAAACUUCGGAAGUCUCCUAUGGCCUGCGUACUGUUCGUUAGUUGAGAAAGAACACCUGGAGACGAACUCGACCAGGUUCUACUUGGUGUAUGGAUACGCCUGUCUAGUGACUAACAAGGCAGUUCUGUCCUUCAGCAUCACAGACAUAGACAGUGCUGUGCAUUACGUGAACCAGACCAGAGCUAGUGCGUACAAGUCAACAGCUGGAUGGUGGAAGAACCCGUUUUCGUGGAGCUGCCGCUACAGUCUGAUUGAACUGCAUGCUCAAAUGGUGUGUGCCGAGUGCGAUUUCCUAAUUGGACUUCUCUCAAUUCUCAAAUCAGUUAUUCUUCUACACAAGCGGCAGGACCAAGUAGAAAUUGAGAGCAGCGAACUAAUGCGCGAAAUAUUUCCGGUAUACCCAUUGCUUCGAAAAAAGACGCCGACGGUUGCACACUUUUACGGCGCUGAGUGUAUGUACACUCUUCUGGAACCGAACUCUCUGAGUUUUUCAGCUGGAGUAUCUCUGUUAAUUACACAUUUUGCCCGGCUCGCCCGCGCUGGGCUGAGUUUCAUGAGCGCUCAUAAAUCUUUCGAGAAAUUGAUGAAAAUCGUGUCCGAGACCAUCGUGACGGACUGUGUUCAAUCUCAUUCCAAUUUGUUGGACGAUAGAUUGUUUUGCGAAUUGAAAUCUGGAGUUUACGUUGUCAUGGGGGCUAUGAAACUUUUUUCAGCCGUAUUGCCUGCCAAAGUGCUUUCGUUGUUGAGUAUAAUGCAUAAAAUAGAUGCUGACAAGACGGAGGGAAUCGAACUGUUAAGACAAGCUCAAAGUCUUCCAGCGAUGAGAAGUGUGCUCGCAACUAAUUGCAUCCUAGCUUAUAAUUUGACGUUUUUACAAUUUGUUGGACCUGUCUCAGAGUUCGAUAAAGGUAGUUGUCGUUUGGCUCUAAAAUCUUUGGCCGAGGAACUGGGACAAACUAGUUUCUUGUAUGAGUUUUACCGUUUUAGACAGCAGUAUUUGCUGCAAGAUCCCAGCCAAUAUCAAUGCCUUAUGUUUAAUUUUGACCGCUAUCCUAGUUUGUUACAAGUGAGAAUGAUUUUUAUCUAUGAAUCAAUGUGGUACCAUGCUACAGUUUUGAAUUGGCAAUCGGCUGCGAUGUGUGCGGGACAAUUGGCCUGCGCGACUCAAUGGUCUCGAGCCUAUUUCAUCUACCUCUAUGUCUUAUUCAGACUCCAAAUGUGCCAUGAAAGUGGAGCUAGUGAAGAAAGAAAACGGCAUGAAUACAAACUUCUGCUGGGGAAGUUUCUCAAUAUUAAGAAGUUCAAUGUUUGUGAAUCGCAAAUAAAGUCUAUAGCCGUCGAUCGACUGGCAAUGAAACGUGCGAAAAUGUUGACAAAUUUAGGCGCCGAAAGUUCCGUUGUAUAUUUAAUUGAAGCCAUGUUUUGGCACGACGAGUUGCGAUCAAUAUAUCAAGAAGACUUUUUCUGUUAUCUCGAAAAAGUUGUGAUAUAUAAAAAGCAAAGUUUAUCAGAUGACGAUUUGGAGAAACAUCUUAACAGCGAGAUUUUCUUUCACCGAAAGCUCGCUGUCGUGUUGGUAUGUGCCUUUAUUUUGCCGAGUAAAAGAGGACAUUUUAAAUUAGAAGACAUCAGAUCAAAUAUAGUACUUGAAAAUUGUUUUAGAUGGUUGCUGUUUUUCUGUGAUAAUUCACAAUUUGAAGAUUGUGACAUUCAAAUUUUAUCUUUAUUUUUGCUACUCAGAAUAAGUGUAAUCGUUCUUUUAACUGAGAAGCAUUGGAAACGGGAUUUGAAACAUCGGGCCAGAAAUUAUCUUAAAAUCGGGACAGAAUGGAUGAAUGAAAGUGAACUCAAAGCUGUGAUGCGAUUAAAACUGGGUGAGUUUAAAAAGUCUGUGGAAUUUUUGCAAUCUACGUCUGUGUAUGCAGGCCGCGUGCACUUUUUCGUCAGAAAUUUAGCAGGGCUGAUUGAUACUCCUUUGGAAAUGGAUUGUGAAGCGUGGAGUGAAGAAUCCAUACCUUGCAUCUGAUAAACAUUUUGGCACCCAUCUUGAUGUCAAGGAAUGACUCAAACUCCGAAAUCAAGUAGACAUAUCCAUAGUUUUUAAGAGUAAUGAACGUAGUGAGUACUCUUAUAUAGGUCUUGCUGAUUUUUUUCAGGAAGUCUUAAAAUUUAAUCAAGCUCAA
This is a messenger RNA of Symsagittifera roscoffensis, 2425 nucleotides long. RefSeq names its product nucleoporin Nup43-like. The coding region runs from base 142 to 2268 and encodes 708 amino acids. Gene Ontology annotation, molecular function: protein binding. The record is from RefSeq and is a predicted model, not a curated record. The transcript is spliced from 2 exons. NCBI's taxonomy places the organism in Eukaryota, Metazoa, Xenacoelomorpha, Acoela, Convolutidae. Gene Ontology annotation, cellular component: nucleus; cytosol; nuclear pore outer ring.